Drosophila eugracilis is the source of this 1748-nucleotide messenger RNA. RefSeq names its product serine--tRNA ligase, cytoplasmic (gene SerRS). The transcript has a single exon. Gene Ontology annotation, molecular function: ATP binding; tRNA binding; serine-tRNA ligase activity. NCBI's taxonomy places the organism in Eukaryota, Metazoa, Arthropoda, Insecta, Diptera, Drosophilidae. Gene Ontology annotation, cellular component: cytosol. Gene Ontology annotation, biological process: seryl-tRNA aminoacylation. Bases 90 to 1595 code for a protein of 501 amino acids. The record is from RefSeq and is a predicted model, not a curated record.
CUGCCAAGUUGACGCAAAAGGCUAGCCACGUUGUGAAAGAGCGAUUUGCUGCCAAUCCGCGACUUAAACUAAAUUAAAGCACAGCUAAGAUGGUGUUGGAUUUGGAUCUUUUUCGCAGCGACAAGGGCGGCAACCCGGAUGCCGUGCGCGAGAACCAGAAGAAACGUUUCAAGGAUGUUGCGCUGGUGGAGACAGUGAUCGCGAAGGACACGGAAUGGCGUCAGUGCCGCCACCGCGCCGACAACCUGAACAAGGUGAAGAAUGUCUGCAGCAAGGUGAUCGGCGAGAAGAUGAAGAAGAAAGAACCGGUGGGCGCAAUGAGCGAAGACCUCCCGGCCGGCGUGACCAAGGACCUCACCGAGAUCGUGGCAGAGACACUGCAACCGCUAACUGUCAAUCAGAUCAAGCAACUGCGCGUGCUCAUCGACGAUGCCAUGACGGAAAACCAGAAGUCGCUGGAGCUGGCCGAGCAGACAAGGAACACCUCGCUGCGGGAGGUUGGAAACCACCUGCAUGAGUCCGUCCCUGUUUCCAACGACGAGGAUGAAAACCGCGUGGAACGGACCUUUGGCGACUGUGAAAAGCGCGGGAAGUACUCCCAUGUGGACCUUAUUGUAAUGAUCGAUGGUAUGAACGCUGAAAAGGGAGCUGUAGUGUCUGGCGGACGCGGAUACUUCCUUACCGGAGCUGCCGUAUUCCUGGAGCAGGCUCUUAUUCAACACGCUCUGCACUUGCUGUACGCUCGUGACUAUGUUCCACUGUAUACGCCCUUCUUUAUGAGAAAGGAGGUAAUGCAGGAGGUGGCCCAGCUAUCGCAGUUUGAUGAAGAGCUCUACAAAGUUGUUGGCAAAGGCAGCGAGAAGGCCGAAGAGGUGGGUAUUGACGAGAAGUACUUGAUUGCCACCUCGGAACAACCGAUUGCCGCCUACCAUCGGGACGAAUGGCUGCCAGAGGCAUCGCUGCCUAUAAAAUACGCCGGUCUGUCUACGUGCUUCCGACAGGAAGUGGGCUCCCAUGGACGCGACACUCGCGGCAUUUUCCGCGUCCACCAGUUCGAGAAGGUUGAACAGUUCGUGCUCACCUCUCCGCACGACAACAAGUCGUGGGAAAUGAUGGACGAGAUGAUUGGUAAUGCGGAGCAGUUCUGUCAGUCACUUGGCAUUCCAUAUCGCGUAGUGAACAUCGUUUCCGGAGCUCUCAACCAUGCUGCCUCGAAGAAGUUAGAUCUGGAGGCUUGGUUCGGCGGCAGCGGGGCAUACCGAGAGCUUGUCUCGUGCUCCAACUGCUUAGACUACCAAGCACGUCGCUUGCUGGUUCGUUACGGCCAGACAAAGAAAAUGAACGCUGCCGUCGACUAUGUGCACAUGCUGAACGCCACAAUGUGCGCUGCCACUCGCGUAAUCUGCGCCAUUCUGGAAACCCAUCAGACGGAGACAGGUAUCAAGGUGCCAGAGCCGCUGAAGAAGUACUUGCCCGCCAAGUUCCAGGACGAAAUUCCAUUCGUCAAGCCUGCACCAAUUGAUCUGGAGCAGGCUGCCGCCGAGAAACAAAAGGGCAAGAAAGAAAAGACCAAGAAGGACCCGGCUGCCGGUUAAAACUAAAGUUUCCUCAAUUACUAUGAAAUAUACUGCUAAACUAAGCUUGCAAAGUCCUCAAAAUUUUUGUUACUUAUCGACUUAUCUAAUAUUUAUGGCAUUUAUAUGAACUUUAUAAUAAUUAAAAUGGAUCAAGCUGUGCUUUGAAUGCAA